AUGGCUUCAUCUACCGUAGCACAACCGCACCCCAUCAUACGAUCCCGCGUGAUUCAGAAUGACACGGUCGAUGACAGCCGUCAACUACCCCCCCCCUUGUUGGCUGCACUGGGCACAUACGCUUGGCCAAAGGCCGCUAGCCGCUCUCGUAAGGUUUCCCGCUCUGGUCCCCCAGGGUCGCCUGCAUACGCAUGCUGCCAUCUCACCACCGAUUGUGCCGUUCCCGUCUCGUCUGGCCUCAAACAGAUGGGCACGGAGCCGAGGAUGCUUUCGGAGAGUUUUUGUUGUUUUGCUGUAUGGCGUCCAACGACUGGAGCUCCUCUUGGUCGCGGUUCCAUGCCUCCUGGAUUCAUGCCCCGCCUAUUUGCCUUUGCUGCCCUGCAUGUUCAAGUGUCAAACAUGAAUCGCUGGACGUCAACGCACCCAAUUGACUUCCAUCAGUUGAUUAACUAUUUGCAGCACCAAGCAUCAUCUGGCCUAGACCAUGAUGGAAGAGAACUCCGAGUCAAGAAGAAGAAGAAGAAGAAGUGGCCCCAUUGA
Colletotrichum higginsianum IMI 349063 is the source of this 540-nucleotide messenger RNA. RefSeq lists its product as uncharacterized. The transcript has 2 exons. The record is from RefSeq and is a predicted model, not a curated record. Bases 1 to 540 code for a protein of 179 amino acids. Lineage: Eukaryota; Fungi; Ascomycota; Sordariomycetes; Glomerellales; Glomerellaceae.